AUGUCUCACUUGAUCCCUCCACUCCUCGAGCUGCGAGCCCUACCCCCCAGCGUUCACAUUCUCUGCCCCCGCCAGAACGAUGACGAUCAGGAUCGAUAUGAUGAAGACAUUCAAGGUGGUCCUUUGCGCGGCGAACAGAAUGAUGUCCGGACGAAGACAAUCACGGAAGCGAGAGAGAGAAGAGACAAAUUCAUGUCCUGCCUACAACUCCUCGCCUAUGAUGGUGAGGAGACUGAGAAGUACCAGCGGAUGAUCUGGGACACCUUGGACAAUACUCUUGGUAAAUGCGAUAUCUGCAUCCGGAACUACUACGUCGAGAAACUGCGCUUUCUUGCACGGCUGCGCGAGGAGUACGAAGAGCCGGAUGUUCAGCAAUUCUUCGGUCUGAUCGAUCGACGAGAUACUGCCCGUAUCACCAAGGGGCUUGACGCUGCCGAAAGAGUCUUGAAAUCACUUCCGGAAGCCAAGCGAGGCACUGCCGCACUCGAGCCUGCACAAUUGCACGCUCUCUUCGAAGCACUGCUCUGCGACGCUUUUCUCCAGGAUGAGAACCUCCUGGCUCAACACUUCGACGAGCCGUUUCGGCUUAUUCAGACGAAAAAGCAGCUGAAGAUCCGCGAGAUCCUUCCCUCCACCGUUCGCUUCUUGUUCAGUUCCAACCACAGACGGCUGAAUUGGGCAACCGCUACAUGGGGUCGUCUCGGCCGCGCACCUACUGAUCUUGAAUGGACUUGGUCUAUCAAGAGUCAAUUACAAGAUCGUCUACAGAAGGCCACGGAUGCCGCAUCAAUAUCACGCUUCUGGAGUGGGGCUAUGAUCAUCGCGAAGACGCUACCAGAAGAUCUCAUUAGCCACAAGCUCUUGGAUAUGCAACCCAACCUCUGCAUGGCUGCUCUAGACCAUUUACACCAGCCGACGCCGGCCGUCUCGUUUAUCACUCAAACUCUUAAAAUCAUUCUGACCAAAGCUCCCAAAGCUUUCUGGCAGACUAUGGGAACCAUUUCUUCGCCUACUGUCAUCGAGCAGGUUUUCGCGAGUCCGAGGUUCAUUAAGUGUCUCAACGAUUCAGCAAUCGCCGAAAAUAAAGAAGAAUUCGAUGUCUUGCGAUGGGGGCCAGCUCUCGUGAAAUCUUUAGACCUGAAUAACCAGGCAGCUGCAUGUCAAGCUCUUGCCACACAACUUUUCCAAAAGCUCCAUGUUCUUGAGACCUCUCAGCGUGCGAAGACGCUCUGCUUCGAGGUCGCGGCGCAGGUCAUGAUGCAGACAACCAAGAACUUUGCAGUUCAUCAAGAAAAACAUGUCUCGGAACGCAUCGUACUUCUGGACGUUAUGAAGACUGUCAACGACCACAUUAGUGACCUGUUGAACCCUCACCAAGUUGGUCUGACAGGUGACUUGGGCAAGACUGCACGUGCUUGCGUACUCUCGCUGGUCAAGAACGGCAUUGCUAUCGACUGCUACAACCUCAGAAACGAUUUUGCAUCACUCAAGGAAUCCAAUACCGGCCUUAAACAUGAUCCAAGUUGCUAUUCGAAACCUCUCUGGGAUACAGCCGUGCGUGCUUUAGACAACACUGACACUGCUCUGUCUGGAGAAGUGCUUCAAGGCACAGUGGCGUUGCCAGGUUUGGAGAGGUUUCGACUGAAAGCUGGUGACCCUCUCUCUAAGCAGAAAGGCAUAUACAACUCAACAUUCGAUCAAGUCAACGCUGCUUACAGUAGACUAUUGGGGAAGAUCGCGGACUUUGAUCCGGAACACCUCGACAUGCUCUACAAGCAAAUGCCUACUUGCAUGCACUUGGUCGCAGCUCUUCUCUCAUCGAAUGAUGACGUAUAUCAGGCCGCAAUCGAAUUGAUCAAGAACAUUAGCGGCCAAGGAAGUCGCAAAGACGCUUUGGCACACUUGAUUGACGCUUUCUCCGAGACCACGAUUUUCAGUCUCUCCUGGACUUUCCGCCGGAUUGCUACCAUGCAGACAUUCGCUUCGGUGCCGCGGAUGGUCAAGUCUGGCAUGGAAAUCCUUGAUGUCCUCUGCAGUCCGAGUGACGGCAGGCUCAGAAAACAAAGCAAGAUUGAGAGUCACGAUUAUAAGCCGGUGUACAAGUUCUGGUCAUAUCAGUGGAUCGCCUUACGUACAAUCUUCCAACAUAUGGAGUCGUGGUCUAUAGAGCUACACGAUAAGCCUCUCAUGACAGAAGUUUGUCGAGACACUAUGCAGUAUGCCCAAGAUCUCUUCGAACAGUACCAUACCUUUGCCAGAUACCUGACAAAGGCGAAGCCGAGCGCUGAGGAGGACAUCCCAAGAAGCCUACUGAACCCAAGCGAACCGGAGCUGGGAUCUCCACUGAAAGUCUUAGGAUCAAUGGCCAAAUGGUUGCGACUGCGGGAUCAGUUCUUAGCAGACACGCAGGUCAAGCUGAUCACUAACAUGCUCAAUCAGCUGAAGAUGCACGAUGUCACGGGCGACUUUGAUGGCCUCAAAUACGUCAAGGACGUCGCUACCACACCAAACAUCAAGACAAUUCUAUCAGACACUCAGAAAGCCACCCUGGUGCGUGCAUUAGAAAAUUACACCGGGCAGCAAAUCGCAAAACCCCUGAAGAAGAAACAAUCGACACUGCAGAUGGAUACCUGGUCGCGCUCGGCUGAGAAGCGAUCAAGCUUGGGACGAAAAGAGAGCUCUGAUGAGUAUGACGAGAUUCCGCAGGUAGAGUGGGCCAACGUUAUCAAGCAGGUCAAAUCCGAGUCGUCGAAACCUGCUCCUACCAAAUCAAUCCCUCCCCAGCAGUCGCUUCCUCUGCAAAAGAAGUCAGAUGCUCUCGCUGCAAAGCUUGCCGCAAAGAAAGAAAGCGAAAGCAAAGCUUUCAUUGCAGACCGUAAACGUGAGCAGGAGCUCCGUAAGCAGCGCGACAGGGAAUUUGCAGCGAAGGCCAGAGGCAAGUCUACCCUCGGCGAGGGCUUCGGGGUCCUAGGGAAAGACCAUACGAAGCCUGCAGAACCGGGCAUGAUGGUCUCUAGCGGUUCCGAGUCCGAGGACUCCGACGAUGCUCUGUUUGGGAAAGUCCAGCGCGUGCACCCGAUUACCAAGACUCAUGCCCAUACUCGGCAGCCUGUAGCAGCAGGGCCCGUACGCAAAAUCAAGCAAGUGCGAUCUCAGAAGGAUAUGAGAGCUCGACUCGCGCCAGAUCUGACCAAUUUACACAAGACGAUCCUUGCAUGGGACUUCUUUGCUGACACAGACCUGCCUCCUAAUUCUGCCAAGGACGACUAUACCUUGGUCACAAACGAGUUCCAAAGCGUUCAGGAUUACCAGAAAACCUUUGAACCACUCUUGAUUCUUGAAAGCUGGCAGAGCUUUCGAGCUGCUCGAGAAGAUGGCACCUUCAAAGCCCAGGAGCUCAAGAUCUCCAAUUCGUUACUCGUUGACAGCUUCUUUGAAUUGAAUGUGACUAUGUCGUAUCAACAAGGUCAGGAUUUGGGUUGGGGAACAACGGAUGUGGUUAUUCUUUCGAGGUCGAGUCGGCCGACAACCGAUUCGAGCGAACCUCAUUGCCUUGCCCGUAUCAAAGAGGUGAGCCGGAAGAAGGGCGAAGUUCAGAUUGUGCUUCGAAUAAAUGCUGCUGGAAACCCAAUGAGACCCUUCUUGAACGACAAGGCCACGAUCUGGGCUUCGCAAAUUCUCUCUCUUACGACUUUGGAACGCGAAUUUGGCGCCCUGAUGGCUCUUCCCUAUUAUGACCUCAGCGAAGAGAUCAUCGCAGCAAAGCCAUCUCGACUGAUGGACUAUCCCGACCACGAGCUUGCUACAUUCGUCCAAACGUACGAUGUCAACGAGGCCCAAGCAAGAGCAGUCAAAUCAGCGUUAGAUAACGAUGCUUUCACAUUGAUACAAGGUCCGCCAGGGUCAGGCAAGACUAAGACAAUUUGCGCACUUGUAGGUGCUGCGAUGACCGGCUUCUUGCCCAAGCACAACGACAAGGGUCCGCGCUUGAAUGCUGCCAGUGGCGUGGUCAGUGCUCCGAAGGCAGCGAAAAAGAUUCUUGUAUGCGCGCCCAGCAAUGCCGCUGUGGACGAGCUUGUCAUGCGCUUCAAGACUGGUCUGAAGCUGAUGGACGGUUCAAGCGAGAAAAUCAACGUGGUCCGCCUUGGCCGCAGCGAUGCCAUCAACACCAAUGUCAAGGACGUCACUCUCGAUGAACUUGUCAAUGCCAAGCUGGAUGUCGGGCCAAAGGAUCAGAAGGAAGACAUCCAUGCCAUCAUGAUGCAGCACAAAAGUGUCUCGAAUGAGAUGAUCGAACUGCGAGACGGUAUAAGUGCCAAGCGCCAGAAAGGCGAAGCUAUUCCAGUUGCUGACGAAAACGCGCUGGAUGGCCUCAAGCGUAAGAAGACUUCGCUCAGCAACAAGAUUGAUGCUGUCCGGGAAAAGCAGAACUCCGAGUCACGCAAUGCUGAUCUCAACCGGAAACGAGUGCAGCAAGAAAUCCUGGACACCGCUCACGUACUUUGCGCCACCCUGAGCGGAAGUGGUCACGAAAUCUUUCAAGGCCUUAACGUCGAAUUUGAGACGGUCAUUAUCGACGAGGCUGCUCAGUCGAUCGAGUUGUCGGCUCUCAUUCCUCUCAAAUAUGGAUGCACCAAAUGUAUUCUUGUUGGCGAUCCAAAGCAAUUACCGCCUACUGUCCUGUCACGCGAGGCUGCCAGAUUUCAGUACGAGCAGAGCUUGUUUGCGAGAAUGGAAAAGAAUCACAAGAAGCACAUUCAUCUCCUGGACACUCAAUAUCGUAUGCACCCCGAGAUCAGUUUGUUUCCCAGUCGAACCUUCUACGAUUCCCGUCUCAAGGAUGGUGCUGGCAUGGCUAAGCUACGUUCCCGACCAUGGCAUCAUAGCCCGGUUCUUGCACCGUAUCGCUUUUUCGAUGUGCAAGGCAUGAGCCAAUCGGCAACUAAAGGCCACUCGCUCAUCAACAUAGCAGAGAUCGAUAUUGCUAUGGCCUUGUACGACCGUCUCAUUACGGACGUGAAGAAGUACAGCUUCAGAGGAAAAGUGGGCAUAAUCACACCCUACAAGGGUCAGCUGAGGGAGCUAAAGACACGUUUUCGCGGACGCUACGGUGAGGACAUCACCUCGGCUGUUGAGUUCAACACAACCGACGCUUUCCAAGGCAGAGAGAGCGAGAUCAUAAUCUUCUCGUGUGUGCGUGCGUCGACGAAGGGUAUUGGCUUCCUGAACGACAUUAGACGCAUGAAUGUUGGUCUCACUCGUGCCAAGUGCUCGUUGUGGGUGCUCGGCAAUACCGAAGCGCUCAAUCAAGGCGAAUUCUGGCGUGGCCUAAUCUCCGACGCGAAAACGAGACAGCUAUACACUGAUGGUAACAUCAAAGCGCUCCUCAGUCGCCCGCUAUUGACGGAGGAUAUGAUGAAGGAUGACAUCGAGAUGGUAGAAUCGAGCACGCCUGAGCCUCAGCAGCCGGACAAGCCGCAAUCAGUCAAUCGCAAUGCCCGGGUGGAUCCAUCAAAUAGUGGAACACCGGCAUCGUCUCGCCCGGCGAGCGUUCUAUCGAGGAAUUCCUCGUCUUCGUCAGUCGCGGGCAUCAUCAGACAGGAACCCCUGCGACGCGACUCGACCAAGGCUUUGACCAAAAGUGUGGCUGCAGCUGAGUCGGGAAAACAGAUUUCUUCGCCUUCACUGCCUCCAGCUACUCGCCCUACGCACAUGCCUGAGCGGAGAAACUCCAACUCUGCCUUUGGACCGUCCGGUGGCCGCUUUGGUCUCAACGACUUAGCUAACUGUGUUAUUUGUGGCUCGAACGAGCACUUCAGCUUUAAUUGCAAUGAUCUGGCAGCCAGGGACUCACAGAUGGGCAAGUGCAAGCGGUGCUGGCAAGCCGGUCACGGCAUAUUGAACUGCAAUGAGCCUCGUUGUGUGGGUUGUGGUGAGGUGGGCCAUGGUAGAGACGAAUGCAGAGCUCCCAUGCAGAUGCGCCUCAAGAAAGACCAACAAGACGAGGUCAUCUUGCAGGAAGAGCGAUACAAAAAACAGCGAGAGAAGGAUAUCGCAAAACGUGCUGCGCGUCAGCUCGGCGAUCACAACGCCAUCAUCCCUGAGGUAAAGAGCACCGCGCCUUCUGGGGAGCCCAAGCGCAAGCGAGACGAGCAUGAGAUCUCGAUCACAGGCACGCAGAAGGCUCCUAGAAUUGAUGGCAAUGGCGUACCGCGAGGUCCUGCGGUAAAAAGUGCAAUGUCGAGCAUGGGUGGAGCACCGCCCCUCGUCCGGAAGAAGAAAGCGAAUCCGGAUGACAUAUUCAUGAAGCGAAAGUGA
Molecule: messenger RNA, 6318 nt
Organism: Cyphellophora europaea CBS 101466
Lineage: Eukaryota; Fungi; Ascomycota; Eurotiomycetes; Chaetothyriales; Cyphellophoraceae
Exons: 1
Coding region: 1-6318 (2105 amino acids)
Biological process (GO): termination of RNA polymerase II transcription
Cellular component (GO): nuclear body
Molecular function (GO): transcription termination site sequence-specific DNA binding; helicase activity; zinc ion binding
Source: RefSeq, a predicted model, not a curated record